Messenger RNA from Exophiala xenobiotica, 1222 nucleotides. RefSeq lists its product as uncharacterized. The transcript has 8 exons. The coding region runs from base 1 to 1122 and encodes 373 amino acids. Gene Ontology annotation, molecular function: oxidoreductase activity; FMN binding. Lineage: Eukaryota; Fungi; Ascomycota; Eurotiomycetes; Chaetothyriales; Herpotrichiellaceae. The record is from RefSeq and is a predicted model, not a curated record.
AUGGCAAACCGAGGGAGAACACUGGACUCUGAGGUCUUUUGCAUCAAGGACCUGAAGGAAAAAGCGUCCAAGAAGAUGCCAAAGAUGUACAGGGAAUACUUCAAUGAGGGAGCCAUGGACAUGAUAACCCUUCACGACAAUGAAGCUGCUUUUGACCGCUACCGCCUCCGACCUCGGAUCCUGAGAAACAUCUCCCACAUCGACACAUCCACCACUAUCUGGGGAAGCAAAGUCCUGUUCCCCUUUGGCUUCUCGCCGGCUGCAAUGCAUCGACUAGCCCAUCCAGACGGAGAAGUCGGCACAUCGAGAGCCUGCGCGGCCUUGAACGUUGCCAUGGGCCUUUCCGCAUACUCUACCGAUUCGCUCGAGGAUGUCAUCAAGCAGGGCGAAGGAAAGGCGAAUCCCUACGCCAUGCAAGUCAGCCUGUUGAAAGAGAAGAAGCUGACUUUGCAACUGUUAAAGCGGGCGGAAAAAGCCGGCUUCAAAGCCAUCUUACUAACGGUCGACGCCCCCUUGCUGGGCCGUCGGCUGAACGAGUUCCGCAACGGCUUCGGCAUGCCCAAGGGAAUGACAUACCCGAACAUCGCCCCCGACAUGGACGCCAGCAACCUGGAAGGAGGGGACAAUGAGCUCGCAUACGAGAAUGGCGUGAACUGGGACGAAGCGAUCUCGUUCAUCAAGAGCAACACCAGCCUCCAAAUCUGGAUCAAGGGCCUCUACACUGCCGAGGAUGUUGCGACCGCUAUCUCCUACGGCCUCGAUGGGGUGGUCAUCUCGAACCACGGUGGAAGACAACUCGACAGUGUCCCCGCCACCCUCGAUGCCCUGCGCGAGUGUGCUCCCGUCGCUAAGGGGAAGAUCCCCAUCGCCAUUGAUGGAGGCAUUCGACGAGGCACAGACAUCUUCAAGGCCCUGGCAUUGGGCGCGGAUUUCUGCUUCGCCGGGAGGAUACCGAUCUGGGGACUGGCCUACAAUGGCUCCAAGGGCGUGGAAUUGGCCAUCAACUUACUUUACGACGAGUUCAAAUUGGCAAUGGGACUUGCGGGGUGCAAGAGCGUAUCUGAGAUCAACCGUGGUCACCUGUCCAUCUUAGAGACGAACGGCAUUCUGUCCAAGUUAUAAUAGGUCGUUCAAGGUGUCGGAAACAUUAGAACAUAGAGUCCAAGUGGAAUUGGAGGGAGUUGAUGCCAUUGCAAGCAAGCGUGAUUUAGACAAGUUCAGG